This is a messenger RNA of Durusdinium trenchii, 1836 nucleotides long. Lineage: Eukaryota; Dinophyceae; Suessiales; Symbiodiniaceae. The record is from the annotation of a GenBank genome assembly.
AUGCAGCAACAACUCUUGCAGCUACUUUUCCUUCUCGAAGGUUCCCGGGAAGUCUUUGCUGCCUGUCCAACAGUAACUCUCGACUUCAUUGUGCAGGCAGAUGAUGCAUUGCUGGCAGCAAUCGAAGAUGAUGUGCGCUCAGACCUUGCCAAGCUGAAUAUUCAGGUGAACACGCGCUUGCUCGCGAAGGAAGACUUCAACUCGAACGUGACCGCCGGAAGCUUCAACCUUUGCUUCUCUGAGACUUGGGGGCCACCCUACGAUCCCCACAGCUAUGCAGCUGCCUUCGAUUCCCCGAAUGAGCCCUAUGGUGCAGCGUUAAAGGGGAUGCAGCCACCAUUGACGCAAGAGCAGCUCAAUACGAAGGUUUCGAAUGUACUGCUUCAGGAAGACCUACAGCUAAGGGAAGCGCAAUGGAGAGAGAUUUUGUCCGGGGUUCAUGAGCAAGCCAUUAACCUGCCUUUUUCAGGGAAGCGCAUCCCAACAGUCUUGAACAAGCGUUUGACAGGUUAUGUGCCGGGGCAACAGCAAUUUGAGUAUCCAGUGCAUACUUUGCGAGUUCUUUCUGGCAGCUCAACCAUCACUGUUGCACCCGGGGCACAGACCGGGCUGUUUGACACGAUUGGCCGUUUGGAUCCCCACACGUACCGCCCCAACGAAUUCUUCUCCAACAACUGGGUCUAUGAGGGGCUCGUGCACUAUGGAGCGGGUGGUGUGCCUGAGCCAGCGCUUGCAGAGUCAUGGACCAUCACUGAUUUGCCUGAUGGUGGACAGGAAUACCGCUUCAUGCUGGCCCAAAACGUCUUCUUCCACGAUGGCCCCGAAUUCAAUUGUACAGUUGCAAAGCUGAACUUCGAUCAUGUCCUUGCCAAACCAUUGACCACACCUGGCUGGCAUGGUUGGUACGACUUGCCAAAGCAAGUGAGAACAUGGAGUUGUGCAGGAUCCCAUGAGUUCGUCCUAACCACGCGCGACACAUACUACCCUUUGUUGCAAGAGCUGACAUAUAUCCGUCCUUUGCGAAUGCUUUCCCCUACGAUGUUUGCCAGUGGCAUUUCAACGAGCCCAGUGACGGAAAACUCGUGUCAUGCAGCUUGGGGGACCAUUUCUGGGCUGGGAGAAGACAUCACAUGUGCUGGCAUCCGGGGCAUUUCAGGGACAGGACCAUGGAAAUACAUGGAAACCCAGCCCAACGGGGACGUGCAGUUUGAGAGGCACGGCACCGUCACUGGGUCUCAGGUUCAAAAGAUCAUCGUGAAGAAGUAUUCCAGUCACUCAGAGGUCAUGGCCGCCCUUCUGGACGAAAGUCUUGAUGCUGUACUGGGUGGAGGUGUACUUGAGCCGGCAGACUUCGACACCAUCCGGACCACUCAUACCGCAAAGCUGCAGUCAUUUCUGGGCCCACCCAUCAUGAACCGCAUCAUCGUCAUGAACUCGAACAAGUCUCCCACCGAUGACCUGAACCUUCGGAAAGUCAUUAUGCAUGCAGUGAACAAGGCUGCCAUCAUUGACAAAGAGCUCUAUGGCAUGGCGGAGCCCGUUGACAAGCUUUUUCCCAACAACGCACCAUACUGCGAUGUCGAUCUCACUCCUCGUUGGGACUACGACAGCCAAAAGGCUGAGCUCCUGUGGUGUCCUGCUCCUUCUCAGACCGAGAGCGACGACGCUUUAGUGAUUGUGCUGGUGGUUCUGGUGGUGCUGGCCAUCGUAGCGGCCGCAGUGGUGGCCCUGGUCGUUUACAAGCUCGGGAAGAAACGCGGAGCCAUGGAGCAAAAGCUGCUUCAGUCGAAAGAAGGUGAUCCGAAACCAGAGCCACUGGGUGAGUCUGCGCUGUGA